AUGUCCUUCUUCAGAGGCGCUGUUGCUGCUCGUUCUAUUUUUGCCGGUGCGAGGAGGUAUUCCACUACCCCAGCUGCCUCGCCAAAGUCCGGUACCUUGCCUUCUGUCCUCCUCGGUGCGGGUGUUGUCUCUGCGGGCAUCUACGCCUACCUUCAAUAUUCGGAGAAGGAUGCCCCUAAGCAAGAAAAGAGCCCCCUUGACCCCGAGAACUUCAAGGACUUCAAACUGAAGCAGGUUAUUCCCUACAACCACAACACCUCCAAGUUCGUCUUCGAGCUUCCCAACAAUGAGGCUUCCUUGGCUCCCGUUGCUUCUUGCUUGGUCGUAAAGAGUUCGGACCCAGAGGCCUUAAAGGAUGCCAAUGGCAAGCCCAUCAUCCGUCCUUACACUGCCAUCUCGCAGCCUGAUGAGAAGGGCGUUCUUACUCUUCUCGUCAAGAAGUACGAGAACGGCAAUGCCUCCAAGUACAUCCACAGUCUCAAGGAGGGUGACACUCUCGCUAUCAAGGGCCCCAUCCUCAAGUUCCCUUACAAGGUGAACGAAUUCGACGAAGUCGCUCUCAUCGGCGGUGGAAGCGGAAUUACCCCGUUGUAUCAAAUUGUCGACCACGCUCUUGCCGACAAGAACAACAAGACCAAGUUCAAGCUGCUCUUCGCUAACGUCACCGAGCAGGAUAUUCUCCUCCGCGAAGAGCUCGAGGCCCUCAAGAAGAAGCACCCCAAGAACUUCGAGGUCGUUUAUAUUCUCGAUAAUGCUCCUGCAGGAUGGACUGGUCCCACUGGUUACAUUAACAAGGAUCUGAUCAAGGAACACGUUGCGCCUGCUUCUCUUGGUGAGAAGGUCAAGGUCUUCGUCUGCGGCCCUCCCGGACAGGUUGCCGCAGUUGCUGGCAAGAAGGCCGGCUUCAAGCAGGGUGAAUUGGGUGGUGUCCUCAAGGAACUCGGUUACACUGAGGAUCAGGUCUUCAAGUUCUGAUGAACGUACGUCUUGUACGAGUCCUGUCGACCUCAUUGCUCGUCAUCGAUCAGCCGACUCAACGCCGUUUGCUGUUUGAACGAAGAUGGGUCAUUUAGACAGGAAGGAGGGCAGGAGAAGGUUUUAGGAUUGAAGAACAUGAUGACGGUGACAUCAUCGAUCUAUAAUGGGAUCUAUACCAUGCGAUAUCGCUGGAUGGGCGGUUGUGCAGAUCCUUGCCUCGAGGGACUGACAUACCCCUAGCACGGUGAUAAGAAAAAUACCCUCUCGAUCGACAUGUACGUAGAGAUAAUAAUACUGACAUAG
Molecule: messenger RNA, 1281 nt
Organism: Coprinopsis cinerea okayama7#130
Lineage: Eukaryota; Fungi; Basidiomycota; Agaricomycetes; Agaricales; Psathyrellaceae
Product: cytochrome-b5 reductase
Exons: 9
Coding region: 1-975 (324 amino acids)
Biological process (GO): ergosterol biosynthetic process
Molecular function (GO): cytochrome-b5 reductase activity, acting on NAD(P)H
Source: RefSeq, a predicted model, not a curated record